GCUUCAAUUUAACACAUCCCACAAAAUGGAAACGCAAACAUUCUCCACGGUAUCUAUGCCGCACGAUUUACUUCCGACGUAAAUGCUAACUGUAAAAAAAUGUGCGCUUACAACUCAUUCAUCGGAUAUAUUCAUUCUGGCCAUAGCAAGUUCCCAUCAGUAAGUGCAAACUGGCAAGUGGGACGAAAGUGUUGACGAUGAAAGCAUUGUUUUUGCUUGUUUUGAUUACCAUCCACGAAUGCUCCAGUAUCUCUAUCAACAAACCUGGGGAUUUCGGAGAAAACGAUCGAAAUGCAACCGAUAGGCAGCUGUCACUGUCCAGGAAGAAGAGGUUUCUGCUUUUUCCAGUUGGUGCCGCUAUUUUGGUAACAGUAUCCGGCGCAAAAGCAAUGGUAUACAAAGGCCCUGGAGGAAAUUUUGCCAUCUUGGAACUGGACAUGUAUCACCCGCUUCCGGACUUCAAUAACCGUUUUACACAAUUCAAACUAGGUGAAAUAUAUUACCCACCAAAGCCUGCACCCAAGCCAGCACCACCCCCUCCACCGGUACCAGCUCCUGCGCCGCCACCUCCCCCUGAAAAUCCUCACGAUCAUCACGAUGGACAUGAACUGUCGGAAAUGGAAUUGCAAGACUACUUGAAAACGCACCCGGAUACGUGGGUACCUCCAGGAUACGGCAAAGAUAGAUCUGACUGGUUCCCAAAGAAUACUUACAAUCCGUAUCCAAAUUACUAUCGACAAACACCGGCUGCAAAUUAUAUUCCAUUCGAAAGUAAUAUGUUGGACGUCAAUCCUUCAAAUUCUUACCGUAUGAGAAGGUCUGGCAAAACAGUAACGGACUAUCAUAUUGAAGAAGAUGAGGAUCGAUAUAAUAUAAGUCAUCAUCGCAACUGGGAGCAUUACUACCAUUAUCGGGAAAAGCGAGACUUGUACCAAUCACUUGAACAGGCACUUGGACAGAAGCUUCGAUUCCAGAUGAAAUCCUGUAUAUUGCGCGCCAUAUGUGAAGCACGAAGUUUGCUUCUUCCACCGGGCAGGUCUAUGAUGAUGGACAUUCUAAGGAUUGUAUUCAGUGUUCCACUGAAGGAUGACCUCCAGGAUGAAUACAGUAAGGCGAUGAGACAUGAAAAUAUGGAUUGCCAUGAAGUGUAUGGAAAGGAUUGCUCUGUCAGUAUAUUGUAUCUGAUCCUAUUUGGAAAGUUUGUAACGUAAUAAAAAAAAAACAAAAUGUAAGAAAACCUCGUUCUAACUGUUAUUUAC
This is a messenger RNA of Aedes aegypti (yellow fever mosquito), 1259 nucleotides long. RefSeq lists its product as uncharacterized. The record is from RefSeq and is a predicted model, not a curated record. NCBI's taxonomy places the organism in Eukaryota, Metazoa, Arthropoda, Insecta, Diptera, Culicidae. The coding region runs from base 198 to 1211 and encodes 337 amino acids. The transcript is spliced from 4 exons.